CUUUUUGUCAUUGAUCGAUCGAAUUGAGUCAUUUCACAUUUUCAGGCUUCAUAGUAAUACUAAUAGGCCCGUUUCGAUAACUACAAAGUAGUUGUAGAUUUUUGCUCUGGUCUGAUUGCUUUGAAGACGGUGUAGAAAAGCACAGCACACAGAGGGAAAUGGAGUCAGUAAAACCCAAGCCUAAGACCAAGGAAAAGAAGCGGAAGCCAGCUGUUGAGAAGUAUCUCAGAGGCAGCAAACCUGAAUCGAAGGGUUUGUAUGACAAGAAGCUCCGUGCGCGGAUACAGGCAGAUGAGAAGCUCAACCAGGAAGUGGCCAAACGUGAUGCGUGGCGGGAGUUGCUCAUGCCAGAGGAAGCUGGGUUUGUGGAAGCAGAGGGAGGAUUAGAGAAAACAUACAAAUUCCAGCAGAAGGACAUCACAACUGCUGUUGAUGUUGCAAGUGCACGGAAGCACUUCAAUCUCAGUUUAGAAGACUUUGGACCGUAUCAGUUGGAUUACAGCAGAGAUGGCAGGCAUCUUCUACUUGGUGGUCGCAAAGGACAUGUUGCUCUCAUGGAUUGGCAGUCACAUAAGCUUGAGUGUGAGUUUCAUCUCAACGAGACUCUGCGGUGCCUCAGGUUUCUGCACGUGCACAACAUGUUUGCAGUUGCUCAGAAGGAAAAUGUGUACAUUUACGACAAUGAGGGUACGGAAAUGCAUCGCCUUCAGCAGCACAAGCAUGUGACCAGCAUGGAAUUCUUGCCGUACCACUUCCUGUUGGCCACUGGGAGCACAGAUGGUCACCUUCGCUACAUGGACACUUCUAUUGGAAAGCUGGUUGCUGACCAUAAUGUACGGCUAGGUCGACUCAGCUGUAUGACGCAGAAUCCACACAGUGCUGUUAUUCAUUUGGGUCAUCAGAACGGUGUUGUGUCACUAUGGACACCAAACUCUGGCAAGCCCCAGGUCCAGAUGCUAUGCCAUCGCGGGGCAGUCGGUGAUGUAGCAAUUGAUCGAUCUGGAACGUAUAUGGUGACGAGUGGUGUUGACUGCCUAUUAAAGGUCUGGGACCUUCGCACAUACAAGCAGCUGCACUUUUACAGAACUCCCCAGCCAGCUAGAUCUAUCUCAAUUAGUCAGCGAGGUCUUCUGGCUGCCGGAUGCAACACGGAUGUCCGGAUUUGGAGAGAUGGACUGAGCAGUAAGGCAUCAUCAACAUACCUACAGCAUCACUUCACCGGACUGCACAUCAACGAAGCGCAGUUCUGUCCAUAUGAAGAUGUUAUCGGCAUCGGCCAUAGUGGCGGUUUUUCCAGUCUCUUAGUUCCAGGUGCCGGUGAGGCAAACUUUGACGCUCUCGAGCACAACCCCUUCCAGACCAAACGGCAAAAGCAGGAGAAAGAAGUCAAACAACUGCUGGAAAAGCUGCCUCCUGAUCUGAUCACUCUGGAUACAACAGCAGUUCAUCAGAUAGCCAAGGCUGACACAGAGGACCUAGAUGAGCUGCAUGAGCGAGAUCACUUCAAGCCAAGGCACCGUACAAAGGGAAAGAGCUCGGCAGCAAACCGCUUCCGACGGAUCCAGGCUGUGCGGGAUCGAGAGCGACGGGAUCGCAUUCGCAAAUCUUCCAAGAAGUAAACCGUGAGCGCCACUUGCUCUACUGCUCAUCUUCUAGUCUGGGAUAGAAGUGGAUACCGGUACAUCCGUGUGUAUGUGUGUGCAUGCAUGUAGCUUCGGCUACCCCAGCUGUAUAGUGUUUUCUUUGUACAUAUGAGUCCUUGACAUCUGAACAUAGCUCCAUCCCACCCCUGUAAAGUGUGUGUACUUACUUCAAUCUUUCCUUUGUACAUAUGCUCCAAAAUCGUGAAGUGUGUAUUAACUUUGUUUGACCUUGUGUGCUUCCCUCUGUAUAUGUAUUUUCUUUCUACUUCAAGAAGACUUUUUUAACAACCUCUUGUAGUUGAAAGUCCAAACUACUACCUAUCAUAGCUGUGUGUCACUUGAUCAUUGGUUCCUGCUUCCA
Molecule: messenger RNA, 2004 nt
Organism: Sycon ciliatum
Lineage: Eukaryota; Metazoa; Porifera; Calcarea; Leucosolenida; Sycettidae
Exons: 15
Coding region: 159-1619 (486 amino acids)
Biological process (GO): maturation of SSU-rRNA from tricistronic rRNA transcript (SSU-rRNA, 5.8S rRNA, LSU-rRNA)
Cellular component (GO): small-subunit processome; nucleolus; 90S preribosome
Molecular function (GO): protein binding
Source: RefSeq, a predicted model, not a curated record